AUGCUUGACAAAAUGACUGUGCAAGUUCGAGACGGAAAAGAAGGCUACAUUGACGAAGCACGAAAGCUAGCGGACUCCGUUCAGGCGUUUCGAACUGUCCGUACUUUUGGCACUGUACAAAGGGGCAACAAUGAGGAUGUUGGAAGAUACGGGUUAUAUUGGCUCCUUGAUCAAACUGAAGCUGAGUACGGGUUUGUAGAUGGAGUUGCAAGUGAGAUCAGAUCGAAACAGACGGCCAUUAUCAGAGCUUUACAAAUCGUCGUUAGUUACGAGGAAAAUCAUUCAGACGAAUUCAUGAAACUACUCGAGUCCAUGUGA
Molecule: messenger RNA, 318 nt
Organism: Caenorhabditis briggsae
Lineage: Eukaryota; Metazoa; Nematoda; Chromadorea; Rhabditida; Rhabditidae
Exons: 3
Coding region: 1-318 (105 amino acids)
Source: RefSeq, a predicted model, not a curated record